This is a messenger RNA of Penicillium paradoxum, 3192 nucleotides long. It is a transcript of the gene hir1, whose product is annotated as putative histone transcription regulator Hir1. Bases 1 to 3192 code for a protein of 1063 amino acids. NCBI's taxonomy places the organism in Eukaryota, Fungi, Ascomycota, Eurotiomycetes, Eurotiales, Aspergillaceae. Gene Ontology annotation, molecular function: nucleosome binding; protein binding. Gene Ontology annotation, cellular component: HIR complex; nucleus. The record is from RefSeq and is a predicted model, not a curated record. The transcript is spliced from 5 exons. Gene Ontology annotation, biological process: DNA-templated transcription; chromatin remodeling; regulation of DNA-templated transcription.
AUGCAUAUUAUCAAGCCGGUCUGGCUUACCCAUGGAGGUGAACGCAAAGACUUCGAGGUUUAUAGCUGCGAUGUCUCGCCAGAUGGGAAGCGACUAGUCACAGCUGCCGGAGAUGGAUACGUGCGAAUCUGGUCAACGGAAGCAAUUUACGGCACCGGAACCGCCGAACUUGCGGGCAAGCCAAAGCAAUUGGCCUCCAUGAGCAACCACUCCGGCACGAUUCAUACCGUUCGAUUCUCGCCCAAUGGGAAAUACCUUGCGUCAGGCGCAGAUGACAAGAUUGUCUGCGUGUAUACCCUCGACGCCAAUCCUCCAACACACUCGUCAACAUUCGGCACCGACGAAGCACCUCCCGUCGAGAACUGGCGCACGAUCCGGCGAUUGAUUGGUCACGACAAUGAUGUGCAGGACCUUGGAUGGUCGUUCGACUCCUCGAUACUGGUUUCCGUUGGCUUGGACUCAAAGGUCGUGGUGUGGUCCGGUCACUCGUUUGAAAAGCUGAAGACAAUAGCAAUUCACCAAAGUCAUGUCAAGGGUAUCACGUUCGAUCCAGCAAAUAAAUACUUUGCGACUGCAAGCGAUGACCGGACUGUCCGUAUCUUUCGAUUCACCUCUCCUGCUCCGAAUUCCUCAGCCCACGAUCAGAUGAACAACUUUGUGCUCGAACAAACAAUCACAGCCCCCUUUGCCAAUUCUCCAUUGACAGCCUACUUCCGUCGCUGCUCUUGGUCCCCCGAUGGCAUGCAUAUUGCAGCUGCAAACGCCGUGAACGGUCCGGUUAGCUCUGUGGCUAUCAUCAAUCGUGGAUCCUGGGACGGGGACAUCAAUCUGAUCGGGCACGAGGCGCCCGUUGAGGUCUGCGCAUUCUCCCCACGACUAUACGCAACGGAGCCUCCCAAUAAGAAACAAGCCGAUGGGCAGCCCGUACCACAACACCAUAUUACUGUUAUCGCAUGCGCCGGUGGAGAUAAAUCCCUCAGCAUCUGGAUUACAAGCAAUGCUCGACCGAUGGUUGUUGCGCAAGAGAUGGCUGCCAAGGCUAUCUCGGAUUUGGCAUGGAGUCCUGAUGGAAAGUGUCUCUUUGCUACCGCUCUUGAUGGAACCAUUGUAGCCGUCAGAUUUGAAGAUGGCGAGCUGGGAUGGGCCACCGAAAUGGAGGAGAAUGAGAAAUCGCUAACCAAGUUCGGCACGAAUCGCAAGGGUGCCGGUAUAACAGAAACCACCGAUGGCUUGCAGCUAGAAGAAAAGAGCAAGGCUGGCGAAAUCAAGCAUGUCGAAGGCAGAAUGGGUGCGUUGAUGGGAGAUGGAGCCGAACCUACUGCAAAUGGAGACAAAGCACCACAGCCAUCGGAUGGGGCAACACCCGCUCGGGGUUCUUCGCCAGUUCCUGAGGCAUCAAAAACGCAGACGAAUGGAACUUCCUCCACACCCGCUGUUGCAGAAUCAGAGAAGCCCGACCCAUAUAAAGCCAAGCUGGAAAGACUGAAGCAACGUCCAACGUACACAAAAGAGGGCAAAAAGCGUAUCGCACCAUUGCUAGUCUCUGGGGCGGGAGCUGGCGAGUCAUCUCUUCCGCAAGCUCGUCUGAUGGCAUCCGUUAGCAACCAGGUCAAGGCUGACGCUCCAACUACUAUUGUUGACCUGUCAAAGCCCUUCGAUGGUCUUCCUAAGGGAGGCCUGACUGCUCUUCUUCUUGGAAAUAAGCGUAAGCUGGCUCAAAUUGAGGGAGAUGAAGAUGCCAGCGUAGAGAAACGUGUGGUACUUGCCAGCCAAAACGGUGCAACUCCGAUUAUGGCUAACACCCCUGACGGUCUUCUGCCAGCUCAAGUGCAACCUGCUACAACCGGCCAGCAGCCGACUCCAGGAUUCAUCCGGCCUGCCGUUACAAAUCCUUGCAUGUCAAUAAGCCAGCUCCGUCUGGCAGUUCCUAAAAUCCGCAAUCAGAUUGUUCGCGCUUUAGAUUCGACCGGGAAACCGACGGAGCAACCCACCCCUGGUACGGACCCAAACUCUACCAAGAGUCGUGUGGAUGUUGUUUUCGAGGCUCGAAACCCAUCACCAGCAAGUCUGACUGGACGUGCUGUGGAUCGGGAGCCAGUACGUCUGACGUUGUUCCGCGGAGACCAGCCGCUGUGGCAGGAUUUCCUGCCGCGGACUGUCCUCCUUGUAACUGGCAAUCAAAGCCUGUGGGCAGCUGGCUGCGAGGAUGGCUCAAUCUACUUUUGGACACCGGCAGGUCGUCGUCUGGUCAGUGCGCUUGUGCUUGAGGCCCAGCCUGUUAUUCUGGAGUGCAAUGGUCCGUGGAUUUUGUGCAUAUCCUCUGUGGGCAUGUGCUAUGUGUGGAACGUGAAGCACCUGUCUUCCCCCCACCCACCAGUCUCCCUCCAGCCGGUCCUGGACGCUGCAAUCCAUAUGCUCGGCGCGAAUCCUACCGCCGCUCCUGCAGUGACAGAUGCCCGCAUUAAUUCGGAAGGCCGAGUCAUCGUAUCGCUAUCUAACGGCGAGGGAUAUUCUUAUUCCCCAUCCAUGUUCACAUGGCAGCGGAUCUCCGAAGCCUGGUGGGCCGUCGGCAGUCAGUACUGGAACACCACGGAUGCACCUGUGAGCAACUUGCAGGCCAAGGAUGCUCAGCAGGAUAACAAGGAUGCCAAGGCUGCUGUCGCGGCUGGCAUCAUCCCUUGGUUGGAACGGAACACCACGAACGAGACCUUACUUCGCGGAAGAGCAUAUUUCCUCCAGCGUCUCAUCAAGGUCUUACUGUCACGCGAAGGGUAUGAGACAUUUGAAUCGAGCGUAUCCAUUGCUCAUCUCGAGAACCGUCUUGCUGCUGCUCUGUCUUUGGGCGCCAAGGAAGAAUUCCGGUUAUAUCUGUCGAUGUAUGCCAAGCGCAUCGGCGCGGAGGGCUUGAAGUUGAAGGUUGAGGAACUUUUGAAGGGUCUGAUUGGCGGUCUUUUCGAGGACGAGGAUGAUGCCAGCGAGGGAGUAUUGAAAUUGCAGGCCAAUGAGCGUGAGGGCCGCAACUGGCGCGAGGGAUCUGAUGAUCUAUGUGGCUGGCCACGGGAAACAUUGCUGAAGGAGGUGAUUUUAGCACUCGGCAAACACCGUGACUUGCAACGCGUGACAGUACCUUAUGCCAAACUGUUGGAUAUGGUGGAUACUACAUCCGAGCAUGGCGAUGCAAUGGACCUUUAA